AUGCUGGCUGAGCAAACUGUGAACAAGCAGGACACUGGACACUGUCCAACUUUGCAGAGACUAGGUGGUCAGUUCUUCAAAAUUCCUGCUUCGCAGAAAAGUCUGACAGAUAUUCUGGGCUGCCCUCUGUCCCAAGUGAUUGUCACUCAGUCCGCACUAGCCAAUCAGGGUCUCCAGAUAAAACCGGCACUAAGAAUGGGGCGGGCACUUCCGGUCGGCCAUAUUGAAAGCUCGGCUCAGGGAGCUCAUCGCAGUCGUUUCUUGUGUUGUGCAGUGACCUGUUGCGGUGAACUGUGUGGAGAGCUUGGCGAGCUCGGAAUCCGCGCCAUGGAUGCAGUGACCUAUGAGGACGUGCAUGUGAACUUCUCUUGGGAAGAGUGGGCUUUGCUGGAUCCUUCUCAGAAGAAUCUCUACAAAGAUGUGAUGCUGGAAACCUACUGGAACCUCACUUGCACAGGCUACAAAUGGGAAGACCACAAUAUUGAAGAAUAUUGUCAAAAUUCUAGAAGACAUAGAAGCUGUAUCACCUCUCCCUCUGGAUACGAAGCAUGUGACUCUAAGGGAUGUGGAGAGAAGCAGUGUGCAUCUCUCUCCUUCAGAACGUGUAGAAGACAUGUAGUCGUCCCCACUAUGAGACGAGAAGAUGAAUGGAAUAGAAGUUUACAAGUACUUGGUUUUCCAGGUUCAGUGAGAAUUGAACAAAAUGCUCACAUUGGAGAAAAGCUCUAUGAAUACAAGGAAUGUGGGAAAUCUUAUGUCUGUCCUGGUUCACCAAGGACAUGUCAUGUGACUCACACUAUUGGGAAGUAUUAUCAAUGUAAUCAAUGUGCCUUCACAUGUAAGAGUCAUCUUCAGAGGCAUGAAAGAAUUCAUAGUGGAGAGAAACCCUAUAAAUGUAUUCAAUGUGGUAAAGCCUCAUGGAAGAGUGAUCUGCAAAGACACGAAAGAAUUCAUACUGGAGAGAAACCCUAUAAAUGUAAUCAAUGUGCUAAAGCCUUUCCAGAUAGGCAUUAUCUUAAGAAGCAUGAAAGAAUUCAUACUAAAGAGAAACCCUAUAAAUGUAAUCAGUGUGAUAAAGCCUUUUCACAUAAGAGUUAUCUUAAGAUGCAUGAAAGAAUUCAUGCUGAAGAGAAACCCUAUAAAUGUAAUCAAUGCACUAAAGCCUUUCCACAUAAAAGUUAUCUUAAGAUGCAUGAAAGAAUUCAUACUGAAGAGAAACGGUAUAAAUGUAUUCAAUGUGCUAAAGCCUUUGCACAGAAGAAUCAUCUUCAGGUACAUGAAAGAACUCAUACUGGAGAGAAACCCUAUUCAUGUAGUCAGUGCGCUAAAGCCUUUGCACAGAAGAUUCAUCUUCAGGUACAUGAAAAAACUCAUGCCUAUAAAUGUAAUCAAUGUGCUAAAGCCUUUACCCACAUAAGUUGUGUUGAUAUGCAUGAAAGACUUCAUACCGGAGAGAAACCCUAUUAAUGUAUUGAAUGUGCUAAAGCCUUUGGACUUAAAAGCCAUCUUCAGAUACAUGAAAGAAUUCAUAGUGGAGAGAAACCCUACAAAUGUAAUCUAUGUGCUAAAGCCUUCAUAUGUAAGAGUCAUCUUCAUAGGCAUGAAAGAAGUCAUACUGGAGAGAAACCCUAUAGUUGUAUUCAAUAUGUCAAUGUAAAUGCAAUUACAUGUCUCAGUACUCUUGAAGCACAUGAAAGAAUACAUACUGGAGAGGAACCCUAUGAAAGUAGUCAAUGUGUAAAGACAUUACAUGUGGCUGUACUCUAA
This is a messenger RNA of Acomys russatus (golden spiny mouse), 1767 nucleotides long. Its product is annotated as zinc finger protein 120-like. Gene Ontology annotation, molecular function: RNA polymerase II cis-regulatory region sequence-specific DNA binding; DNA-binding transcription factor activity. NCBI's taxonomy places the organism in Eukaryota, Metazoa, Chordata, Mammalia, Rodentia, Muridae. The record is from RefSeq and is a predicted model, not a curated record. Gene Ontology annotation, biological process: regulation of transcription by RNA polymerase II.